GAAAUCUAACAAGUGCAUAACAACUUCCUUAGCUCAACACGUACUUUAACACGUGGAGCUCUCUAGUUCUAACCUUCAUGUAACCCAACACGUGUCCCUUUUACACUUCCUAAUAACCCCAUUAUAUAAGGACAACCAUCUUACCUUAUUUAGUCAUAACAAUACCAAUUUCACAACCAUAAAAAGAAAGCUCAUAAUAUACCUAAACGUCGUUGUAACACAAAAAAAAAAAAUAGAUCAAAGAGUGCGAUAAUUUUCAGGCAGUUAAUUUGAUCCAAAUCCAAGAUGCAGACAGGAAAGAAAGCAGUGGAGUCCGUCAAGGAGACGACCGCGAACAUCGCGGCGUCGGCGAAAUCAGGGAUGGACAAGACGAAGGCGACUAUGCAAGAGAAGGUCGAUAAAAUGAAAGCCAAUGAUGAGUACGACAAAGCCUUGGCCACCGAGAGGAAGCAGGAGCGCUUGACCGAGGCCGAGCUUCAUAAGCAGCAGGCUAUGAGCCAUAAUGCUGCGGAGAAGAAUGCCAAGACUGCUGCUGCAGGAAAUACCGGAACUGGAACUGGAACCGGUUUAUUUGGUAGUAGUGGUGGUACUCAUACUACCACCACUACUACUGGGUCUCACACUCACUCCACCACUGGUACUACUGGUCUCCCCACCGGGACUCACCAGAUGUCCGCUAUGCCCGGACAUGGUACUGGUGAGCCUGCCGGUGGGUUUGUUGAGCAAGGGACUCAUGCUGUUGGGGCUCACCCUAUUGGUAGGGGGGCUAGGACCGCGGCCACAAAUCGGCAAACUGGUGGAGGGGCUAACACCGGGACCGGAUAUAAUGUUUGAUUAGCUAGGUAGUUGUUUUUCAUAGUGUGGUGUGGUGUGAGUGACAUUUUCUUGUAUUUUUAGAAGAGGUGUGUCACGUUUUCAUGCUUUUUAAUUAAUGUUUGGUGUAUUUAGGUAUGUAUUUUGAUGUUUAUCUAGCAUAAUACUGAGUAUUAUGUUUUCUAUUGUUGUUUUUGGUAUGAAAUAAAAUAGAGAAAAAAAAAAAAAAAAAAAAAAAAAAAGGUUUCCUUUGGCUUGUAAUUCAUUAAUCCAUCACCACCUAUGUUAGUUUUGAAAUUUAGAGUCAUUUCACUCA
Chenopodium quinoa (quinoa) is the source of this 1129-nucleotide messenger RNA. Its product is annotated as 11 kDa late embryogenesis abundant protein-like. Lineage: Eukaryota; Viridiplantae; Streptophyta; Magnoliopsida; Caryophyllales; Amaranthaceae. Gene Ontology annotation, biological process: embryo development ending in seed dormancy. The transcript has a single exon. Bases 286 to 834 code for a protein of 182 amino acids. The record is from RefSeq and is a predicted model, not a curated record.